AUCACUCGCACUCGUCUCAGGGGACGCAACUCUCGCGCAGCAUUCCAGCGGCCGACAGCUGAGCGCCAACAUUUUAACUGACCGCAGUCAACAGUCGGACUAGACCUACUUUGUGCCAGUUAAACAAGCCUCGUAAUUACCAAGUAUUAUCGAGGCAUCAUGAACUCAUCAGACAAAAAGUCGUUCAUUCCUCGCCUCGUGCAGGAAUUCGAUCGUCAACCCAAAGUCAGGGUUGGUAGUAAGUCAGCCGUUAAACACACAGGACCGUUGCACAGGCAGCCUCCUAACCCAGGACUUUUUCAAGAGAACAAUGAUGCUGUGCAUAACAGUCUGCUGAGGCUUGAUGCUGACAAUGCCCACAUGAGGGAAACACUUGAAGAGGGUCUCAGGGAUGCUGAAGAACGCCUGGAAGCAAUGAAGAAAUUGAUGGAGGAGAGAGAGCGACGACAUGCUGCACGCAUGGAGGAGUCUUCGAAACGAAACCAAAGUCUGGAAAAAGAAAUAGAGGACAUGGAAAAGAAACUUCUUGAAAACAACAUCAACCCAGUGACCUCAGAGACUCUGGAAGCCAGUUCUGAAGAAACUGAAGCUGUAAAAAAAGAACAUAAAGUGACAAAGGAUGAUGUCAAGAAGAUGCGGAACAGAUUGAAAGAGAUGAAUGAGAAGUCAGACAAGUUUCUUGUUGACAUACAGCACAUUUUGCAAGAGCUGUCAGAUUUAGAAGAAUCCAGUGCCCGAGCUGGAGGGUUGCCUGUAAUGGAUAUACCAACUGAUAACCCAGUCCUGCUAACAGAUGAUGUAUCAGAAGUCCCUGGGGGUCAUCCAUGUGAUGCUGGAAUUAACAACUCACCUGUAGCUGUUGUAUCAUGUGGUUCACCAUCAGAGGAGGAGCAGCUUUUGCCAACAUCAUCUAGAGCAUUUUUCACAGAAACAUAGAGUGUAUGUUUAUCACAAUGAGGAACCUCACCAGCAGCUAUGACAUCUGGGUCAUAGCAUUGGAAAAACAGCCUCUGGAAUUGUCUGGAGAGUUUUUCUUAGAAACAGUGUUUACCAAUCUCACUGCACGGAUUAAUAUGAUGGCACUUCAUUUCAAUGCUGAUUAUUGUUUAGUAGCCUCAUGCCUCUGGCUAUACACACUAAAACCAAAACAUUAUCAAAGCACAUCACAACAUUAUGACAGUCUUUGUGAUGUCACACUUCACAACAUGACAGUCUUUGUGAUGUCACACUUCACAACAUUAUGACAGUCUUUGUGAUGUCACACUUCACAACAUUAUGACAGUCUUUGUGAUGUCACACUUCACAACAUACACGACAGUCUUCGUGUAACACACUUCAAGCUAAACUUGAAGACCUUUAACAGUAUUCUGGAAGUAUGAGCUUAUACAGCCCACAGAUUUUGCUCCACACUGUCCUGGCGUGCUCCAAAAGUAGUUGUACCUGGCAGCAGCUUUGUUUGUAGAUACUGUUCUAAGGGAGACCACUCUGCCCUCGGUGGGAAAUACAGUUAUUAACCCCAUAUUUCCUACAUGCGACUAUGGAGUUCAUGCUAUCUUUUGUUCGUGCAACAGCGGACAGAGUUAUGUAGUUAAUCUCCAGCAGCGUCAAGUAAGUUAAACAGGGUUUUUUCCUGCCAGUAUCGGCUGUCGUAAAUGUUAUCUUCCACAUGCAAGUAGACAAGCAGAGACAAAGGCAGUUUUUAUUUUUACCUUCUUUCUUGCAUUCCUUUUUUUUUCAUGUACCUAUUUGUUUCUACACUUGAAGCCCUCAUCUCCUCAGGAAGUUAAUGGUCUUAAUUAGACUUGCUGCUUACACUGAAAGGAGGCUGUUUCCGGCUGUAUCUCCCUGUGAAGGAUGUGUUCUGCAGUCUUUUUUGCUUCUCCACAGGGAUACAUGGAGAAUGGUGCAAAUGGAGUUUUCUAUUCAUGUAAUGGUUAAGUCUUUUUCUUUUAUGCCCAGUCUGAAGUCUAAAUAAAGCUACCUGUUCCUGACCGGACAGCUGUUGGUAACUGUCAUGUGGUGGUGGUGGUGGUCACCUCUUCCUGUCUGGAUAGCUGCAAGGGGAUUCACUGAUGUGAUUUGCCAGCAUUUGAGGUUUCAGUGUUUACUUUUUUUAAUGUUUGGCAGUUUAUACUUUUCAGCUGCUUGUAUUACAGAAAGGGCAUCUGUUAGAAAGACAGUUUGGUUAUCUUCAUCUGUUUUGGUUGGAUUGUUUGCUGCAUUGAUAUUCAUUUUAUUUUUGGCUUUAUAGUUAGAGUGGUGCAAACCUGUUGCCAGCACUGCUGUUUGUCUUUGCCCAUCUAAACAUUCAGUGUAUAGACCUCCUCCACUUCUCCUCCUUGUCCCUGGAGCUGAUCCAUUGGUGUAGACUCAUAUCCAUUCGUGUAGGUUUAUAUCCAAGCUUCUUUACGGUAUCUGUCCUCCGGCAGGACCAUUGUGAGUACUUGUUUCCUUUACAUUUGCUUCAUUUAGUCAGUAUGGAACUCUGGCACAUAUAGAAAUAGCUUUUGUUCCUUAUUUCCAUAGGAGUAGAUCAGAAAGGGUAUUCCAGGUCUUAAAGUGACGUUUGCUGACAGUUUCACUUUGUCUUAUCUGUAUCUCUCACAAAGAUUGAUCUUUUGAGUCUUUCUGUGGAGAGUUGUUUUUGUCUGGUGCUCAGUUUCGUUUUAUUUUAUAAGCUCUAAGCCCAGGAGGCAAUAUUAGCUAUAAUGUCAGAUCACGAACUUGUAUUAUUUUCAAAAAUCUCAGUUGCAUCCUCUCACAAAUAUCAAGACAUUGAAAAGCCCAGAUUUCACUUCCAUGCAUAAUUUUAUGCAACUAUCAAAGAGAUUAACUUGAGUGCGUAAGGGCAAGUGAAAUUUUUUACACUUCUUUAUCUUUCAAAUUUCGAUAUGCAUUUUUUUUUUUUUUUUUGGAAGCAGCAACUUGUUGUGAUGUAUGUUAUUUUUAGUGUGCUGACUGGUGACUAACAGAACACAACACUCCGAGACAAGCUGUUACUUGUAUUAGAAACUCAGAUACAAGAGAGUGGAAACAAGGGAUAUAACUAAGAUAUUGUAACAAUGUAACUUAUAUAAACCAUGUUUCUCUCAAAUGUUCCUUCUGUAACACUGAAAGAAAUCCAUAUGCUGGUGUCAUAUCUCAUGUAUAUGUGCGCACAGACCUGUGUGGAUGCACUUGCAUGUCAUUGUGUGCAUAGAAACAAAGACAAAGAGGCUGGGGAGACCUCACUUUUGUAAACUGACUGAAUUUUCUCUUUUACAUGUAUUUUAUUGGGGUGGAGGAAAAUGCAGGUCCAUAAAUGUAGUAGGGAGAAAUAUCACUUUCUGCUGCACAUAGUCUUAAAGAGGUUUGUGGAGUGGUUGAACAUCUAGUUCACCUCCAUUUUAUCUGACAGAACUAUAAGGCCCCUUCCCCUCCCACAAUGGAAAACUUAUUUCUAAAGGUUGAGCUUUUUUCCACUGCUUGUGCUGUUUUGUUAGGGACCCACAAUCUCUUGGCCGUCGUGAAACAGACCCUGUUGCGCAGAAAGGGAGACAAAAAAUAGAGUUGUCUCUCUUGCAUUACACCAAAGAUUUUUUUUUAAACCCAUACUUUCAAAAGACAACACUAAUACUUUGCUUGCACAGGGUAAUUCUGGUUUAAAGGUCAGCAUAUCUCUUAAGACACAACCUGCUUGCCUGUGUUGCAAAGUAAAGAUCAAAUGGUGCCAGAAGGUGAGUGUAAGAAACGAAUGUGCUGUUAUUUGUACCAGUCCACAAAUAGUCUGGAAACUGAACAGAAUUCAGAUUGUGCAGUCAGACAAAAAGUGGAGGAUAAAAUAAUGCCUGUCUUUGACAGGAUGUAUCAUGUUUUUCCUGCCACUUCAUCUACCACAGCUUUUCCUGAAUUUAAGUGUAAACAGUUUCUUUUAUAAGAAGGCUACUUUUUAAUGUUUGUAGUCUAUAGAAAAGAAAUGUAACAAUCAUUACUUAUGUCCAUUGUCUAAAGACAUAUAAAAAUAAGUUUUUGACACAGAUCUGUUGUCAUCCAUACAAGAAAUUCACAAUAAAGUUGCAUACGUAUUUACACAAAUCCAUUAUGAUAGCAAAUUGCCUGUAAUACAUUGAACUAGUACUUAUACUUAAAUUCUGGGAAUAAAUGAUGACAACACAA
Messenger RNA from Pomacea canaliculata, 4155 nucleotides. Its product is annotated as nipped-B-like protein pqn-85. NCBI's taxonomy places the organism in Eukaryota, Metazoa, Mollusca, Gastropoda, Architaenioglossa, Ampullariidae. The record is from RefSeq and is a predicted model, not a curated record. The transcript has 8 exons. The coding region runs from base 160 to 936 and encodes 258 amino acids.